AUGUUGUGGGGAGCCUUACUGGGCUUCGGUCUUCUGCCCAGUAUAGCUGCGUUCACCACUGACCAGCUUCGCGAGCGCUCGAUCUACCAGGUCCUCACAGACCGCUUCGCUCGGCACGACGGCUAUCAAGCACCUUGCGACACAGAACGGAGGGAAUACUGCGGAGGAACAUGGAAAGGCGUCGAGCAACAGCUUGACUACAUUCAAGGCAUGGGCUUUGACACCGGUAAGCACCCGCGCACCCCUCCGCCUGACGCCACAGUAUGGAUCAGUCCAGUCGUAGCGAAUAUCCCUGGUAUACCGGGUUCCUCGAGUUAUCAUGAGCUUAAUCGCCACUUCGGGUCUCGCCAAGAUCUUCUCGAUCUGGCCAAUGCGCUUCACGCUCGCGGCAUGUUUUUGAUGGUUGACGUGGUUAUCGGCCUGUUACACGCCUGGAUCAAGCACCUCGUUGCGUCCUUCGGUAUCGACGCCAUCCGAGUGGAUACCGUUAAGCACGUGCGGAAGGAGUUCUGGCCCGGCUUUGUUCAGGCUGCAGGUGUUGCCGCCAUGGGCGAAGUACUGCAUGGGGAUCCCGCCUUCCUCAGGCGAUAUCAAUUGCACGCAAUGCACAGUCUCUUGGACUACGCGACCUUCUACCACCUCAGCAACCACGACCACCCUCGUCUUGCGUCGUCCGUGAGGGAUCCGGCGAAUGCUGCUGUCUAUCCUUUCAUCAACGAUGGCUUCCCGAUUAUGUUCCAAGGGACGGAACAUUGGUUGACUGGAGGGGAUGAUCCGGCGAACCGCGAGGCGAUAUGGCUGUCCGGGUUCCAAAGAAACACGCAGAGCUACACCAUGUACGCCCGGCUGAAUCAUGCGCGGAGGCGGGCAGCAGCGUAUCCGCCCUACCUGAACACGCUCCUGAAGUUUAUGAAGUUCGACACGCACUCCGUGGCAAUCUCUAAGGCGCCCAUGUUGUCCGUUCUGACAAACUAUGGUGCGCAUUCCCCGCCAAGGGCCUACUACAUUUCCAAGUCUGGCUAUGCACCCCUAAUCCCGGUCAUCGAUGUCCUCACUGGGCAAGUUUUUGCCACGGAUCCGCACGGAGGCUUGUCCGUGGUUAUUCUGUCUGGGGAGCCUCGCGUGUUCUUGCCACUGUCGAUAUGGGAGGGAAAGAACAGUGCUUGGCAGGCCGCUCACAACGCCAAAGUGGGUGUUACCCAGUCAUCGCCUGCCCGACAGCACUCUGUCCCACACCAGCCCGAAUCGCACAGCAAAAGCUCAAGUUUUGGAUCAGUGUUCAGCUGGUUACGGGGUUCAAAGUAG
Trichosporon asahii var. asahii CBS 2479 is the source of this 1305-nucleotide messenger RNA. Its product is annotated as Alpha-amylase A precursor. The record is from RefSeq and is a predicted model, not a curated record. The transcript has 5 exons. Gene Ontology annotation, molecular function: alpha-amylase activity; calcium ion binding. Lineage: Eukaryota; Fungi; Basidiomycota; Tremellomycetes; Trichosporonales; Trichosporonaceae. Bases 1 to 1305 code for a protein of 434 amino acids. Gene Ontology annotation, biological process: carbohydrate catabolic process.